Messenger RNA from Physella acuta, 1737 nucleotides. RefSeq lists its product as uncharacterized. Lineage: Eukaryota; Metazoa; Mollusca; Gastropoda; Physidae. The record is from RefSeq and is a predicted model, not a curated record.
AUGCUGCUUUACAACCGGAACUACAACCGAAGGAAUGGUCUGGACAUGAACGAGUCAAUGCAGGCGGACGUCUACUUCACACCAAAAGACAGUACAAACGAGGAGCAGACGUGCAUCCACCCUCAGCUUCAAAUCAACGAUCCUAUAAUGAGAAAACUCGUUUCUUCGUUCCCUCCACAAAGAUGCCCGGGACGAAAAAAUUGGGUUACUGUGUCAGGCGGGAGUGUUCAUUUUUCUGAAGAGCUUUUAUCAAGUCAAGGGUCGUGUGAUUAUUUCCCUUUCGUCCGUGUUGGGGACUAUAACGUAACUUUAGGAGACCCAUUGAAGAACGGGUUUGAAGGCUUAAGCAUUGUUAUUUUAGGGUUCGAUUCGAUGUCUAGGAUGUCGUGGCUCAGACGAUUAAACAAAACCAGGAAGUAUUUUUAUGAGACGCUGGGAGCUGUGGAGCUAGAGGGUCACAAUAUUCUGGGGGACGGGACGACGGCGGUCAUGUUCCCCAUGCUGACUGGGAAGUUUGAGUGGGAACUUCCAGAGUGUAGGCGUAACUUUCCAGGAGCCACAACUCUUGAUGAUUUCCCUUUUCUAUGGCAUGAAAUGAAAAGAGCCGGCUACCUCACGUCAUGGGCUAAUGCGGCACCCCAUUCAGCGCCCUUCAACUACCGCAUGAUGGGCUUCAAACAGCCACCCACCGAUUUCUACACGCGGCCCUUUUACUUGAUGGCGCAGAAUAUGAGCGGAAAUUUAACCCAGGAGUGCUUUGGGUCUCAGUCGUUCAGUCAGGUCUGGUUCAACUAUUUCAUGGACAUCUUUCAAGUCUACGGGGAACGGAGAAAAUUUCUUUUCCAUUUCCUGGUGGACAUGAGUCACGAUGAUAAUAAUUUAAUUACAAAGCUAGAUGACGAUUUGAAAGACACAGUCCAACAACUACACCUGGGCGGUCACCUGAACACGACUCUCCUGAUCCUGAUGGGCGACCACGGGGCAAGGUACAGUGAAGCCCGGGGCAGCUGGUCUGGCAAGCUGGAGGAGAGACUUCCAUACGUGUCGCUGCUCUUCCCUGACUGGUUCCAGAAGAAAUUUCCACAAGCCAUGACAAACUUGCGCACCAAUUCUAAGCGGUUAACGACGCCGUUUGACUUUCACGAGACUUUUAAAGACUUUUUAGAGUAUGGGGGUUCUGGCAAGGGGGAUAAACGUCAAAGGGGAAUAAGUUUAUUUAAGGAAAUCCCGUUAGACAGAUCGUGCGAGGAUGCAGGGAUAGCCCCGCACUGGUGCGCAUGCCUGGCUUGGGACAAAGUCUCCGUGUCUGAGUUCGGCGUACAGCUAGCCCUUCAAGCAGUGAUGGACAAAAUUAACAAAUUCACAGCGCCCUACAGAAGCAAGUGCGCUCUACUUUCUAUCGCCAAUGUAACGUCAGCCUCUAAGUUACAAACAAGGAAAGAGGUCCUCAAGUUUUCGCAGACGGACGCAGACGGGGGCAUUUAUAAAAUUGAUUUUACUUCGUCCCAUAAAAGUGGUAUCACUAUUUAUCAACUGACGUUUUUUACAUUGCCGGGCGGCGGCCAUUUUGAGGCGACCGUGACGCAUGACGCCCUCAGGGAAGAGUUUAUUCUGAACGAAAAAGAAAUUAGCAGAAUAAACAAGUAUGGAGACGCCCCGGCUUGCAUUUUAAAUGAGAAUCGACAGAUAAGACAAUAUUGUUACUGCAAAACUAAGAAGUCGUCAUCAGAAUUAUGA